This is a messenger RNA of Lotus japonicus, 2497 nucleotides long. RefSeq lists its product as uncharacterized. The transcript has 16 exons. Gene Ontology annotation, molecular function: L-glutamate dehydrogenase (NADP+) activity. NCBI's taxonomy places the organism in Eukaryota, Viridiplantae, Streptophyta, Magnoliopsida, Fabales, Fabaceae. Bases 210 to 2120 code for a protein of 636 amino acids. The record is from RefSeq and is a predicted model, not a curated record. Gene Ontology annotation, cellular component: cytosol.
UAACACUCACUCCUGCUACCUCAACCCAGUUUCAACUUUCAAUUCAGUCACCUACGAAUAAAGUUUCUCCCUUUUUCAUCUUUUCUUGCAAAUUCAACUCAAAUUGUCUGAUUCAGCACUCUCUUCUCCAAUUCCAGGACCAAAAUCUCACCCUAAUUUGUCUGUAGAAUGUAAAGGUUUUUAGGUUUGUGGAGGGGCUGUCAUGCUAAAUGUUGCAGUCUGCCAGUGGAGUAGGGAUGAAUCCUGCAAUGGAUGAUAUAAACUUGAUUCAGCAAGCGCAGAGGCAUCAGUUGGUUGUAAGGGAGAUUGGUGAAGAGAUUGAUUUAGAAAUUGGACCAGGAGAAGAUGAUCCUUCAUUUGGUAACACUGCUUUAAUUGGUGGCCCUCCACAGGAAUCUUCAGAAGAACAUGUGGAGAACAAGCAGGCAGGGAUUGUUUCUCAGCUUUCUAAUGAUACUCAAGAUAUGUCAAACAACCAACAAGGGAAAAAGAAAAAGAAGGUUGUUAAAAGAUGGAGAGAGGAAUGGGCUGACACCUAUAAAUGGGCUUAUGUUGAUGUGAAAGAUGGGACAGCUAGGGUUUUUUGCUCUGUCUGCAGGGUGUAUGGCAGGAAGCACAGAAGAAAUCCUUAUGGGAAUGAGGGCAGUCGUAACAUGCAGAUGAGUGCCCUAGAAGAACACAAUAAUAGUUUGCUUCACAAAGAAGCUCUUCGUCUCCAGGCAGCCUCCAAGGAUAAAAUUGUCAUCGAAAAGCCUGUUUAUGCAAAAGCCCUUGUAUCAAAAACAGCUGGAUCAAUUAUUGAAGCUACCCUAAAAAGGGAUCCUCAUGAGGCUGAAUUCAUUCAGACAGUUCAGGAAGUAGUUCAUGCUCUUGAGAGAGUCAUAGCUAAAAACUCCCAUUAUGUUAGCAUCAUGGAGCGCUUGUUGGAACCUGAACGAGUGAUUGUGUUCCGAGUUCCAUGGGUGGAUGAUAGGGGUGAGGCACAUGUUAAUCGUGCUUUCCGGAUUCAAUUUAACCAGUCAUUGGGUCCAUGUAGGGGUGGUCUUCGUUUUCAUCCAUCAAUGAAUUUAAGUAUAGCCAAGUUCCUUGGUUUUCAGCAGACUUUAAAGAAUGCCUUAUCCCCUUACAAAUUAGGAGGAGCAUCCGGAGGAAGUGAUUUUGAUCCAAAAGGAAAAAGUGAUAAUGAGAUCAUGCGGUUUUGUCAAAGUUUCAUGAGUGAGAUGUAUCGGUACUUGGGUCCUGACAAGGACCAUCCCUCAGAGGAAAUGGGUGUUGGUACUCGAGAAAUGGGGUAUCUUUUUGGACAGUAUAGACGUCUAGCUGGUCAAUUUCAGGGGAGUUUUACAGGACCGAGGAUAUUUUUGUCUGGCUCCAGUCUUCGAACUGAAGCUACUGGUUAUGGCCUGGUUUUCUUUGCCCAGCUCAUACUUGCUGACAUGAAUAAAGAUCUCAAAGGAUUAAGAUGUGUUGUGACUGGUUCUGGAAAGAUCGCAAUGCAUGUUUUAGAAAAGCUUAUUGCUUAUGGUGGAGUUCCCAUUACAGUAUCAGAUUCGAGAGGAUAUUUGGUUGAUGAAGAUGGAUUUGACUACAUGAAACUUUCACUUUUAAGAGACAUUAAAGCUCAACAAAGAAGUUUGAGAGAUUAUUCAAAGACAUAUGCUCGGUCCAAAUAUUAUGAUGAAGCGAAACCCUGGAACGAAAGGUGUGAUCUUGCCUUUGCUUGUGCUUCACAAAAUGAAAUUGACCAAUCUGAUGCCACUAAUUUGGUAAAUUCAGGUUGUCGUUUACUAAUAGAAGGUUCAAACAUGCCCUGCACCCCUGAGGCAGUUGAUGUACUUAGGAAAGCUAAUGUUCUCGUUGCUCCUGCUAUGGCUGCCGGUGCCGGAGGGGUUGUGGCUGGAGAACUUGAAUUAAAUCAUGAAUGCAGUUUGAUGCACUGGUCACCAGAGGACUUCGAAUCUAAGUUGCAGGAAGCAAUGAAACAGACUCAUCAAAGAGCAAUCAAAGCUGCAACUGAUUUUGGUUAUCAAAAAGAAAGUCCUGAGGCUUUGGUACAUGGAGCUGUCAUCUCUGCUUUUCUGACUAUUGCUCAAGCUAUGACAGAUCAAGGCUGUGUAUAAUAGUUGAUCAAAAAAUUGAAUGCAUCUCAUUGCAGAUAUUUUUAACUAUGGAGGGAAAUCCACUUUAACUUAAUAGUUUGCAAGCUAAGGGUGAAUGUUAAUACUGCAGGCUCAACACCAAGACGUUGUACUAGCAGUGUGAGAGCGUAUUUCCUUGUAAAAUAUGUAAGGUAACAAUUUAAAAGGAGUUGCCUGUGACAUAGUUUUAUUUGUACAACAUAAAGAGGAUAAGUUUUUCUUGGCUCAUUCAGUCUAUCUAGGUGUUUGUUUCAAAUUUGGAUGUUGAGAUUAGAAAUAGAAGUUUGGCAUUGAGUAUACUUGUCCUUUAAAGAUCUCUGACCAAGAAUUCAUGAAUGAUCUAUUAGGUGUCAUAAUUU